UAGUGCAUGCGAAACUAAUGAGAUAUAUACUUUAUGCAAGAGAUUAGAGUGGAAAUUUCUGAAGUUUAAGCGAAACAUACUUCGACACGUCUCUUUAGACAAAGAUGGAUCGUUCCUUUGGUACAAAAUUAAACACAGUUCUCGAAGACAUUGGGGUAUCAAAGGAUCUAAUAUGGAAACGAAGAAGGACAUUCAUGAUGCGGGAAUAUUUAGUUAACCACUCAGCCGUACUGCGGAGUGUAGACCAAGUGAAGAUCUUCUUUUUUGGGAGCCAAAGCGAAGGUACCACUACUGUUGGUAUGAUGUCUGAUACGGAUCAGCUUGAGUGUAUUAACCACUGGGAAGUCAUCCUUUCCAUGGAAGACUGGACAUAUGGGAAAAUAAAUUUGCUAGUAUUGAAAGAUGAAACAUCGCCACCUCAGUACUGCAAUUUACAAAGGUUUCGAUACGACCAACCAUUGCCCUACACAGAUGAUACAAUGCAAGAUCAUAUUCGUGACAGCCAAGGAAGAAUACUCUUGCAAAACACGUACAUUUACAACUACAGACUCAAGCAUAUUGCCGAAACAUUACAAAUAAGUUUCACAAGACAUGGUCCAGCGAGAACUUCAACCCGGAAUGAAUACGAAAUAGACGUUGUUGGAGCGUUUCACUGUGCCAAAUUACCAGAAGAAUGCCAGAGUAUAUUUAAACGACCAAGACCUGGUCAUUGGCCCCGAAGAGAUACCCUAGAGAAAGCGAAAUCACUGGGAACGUUUCUUGUGGCCCAAGGCUCGUCAGAGUCCAUCAAUUCAAAACUGGAAUGGAGAUGUUCAACCUCGUUGAUAGAAAGGGCAAUCAUGUUUGAUCUAGGAACGGUUCAUUUGAAAACGUUUGUGCUGUUGAAGAUACUAAGGAAAACAAUUUUCAAACCUGUAGUUGGGGACAGGCUGAGUACAUUUCACUUCAAAACAGCACUGUUUUUCACAGUAGAGAGUAAUCCACCAGAUAUUUGGUUAGAAACGAACAUUCCCGAAUGCGCUAUCAGAGUACUAACGACUAUGCACCGGUGGUUGAAAUGUGGGUUUUGUCCAAAUUUUACGACUGAGAAUGUUAACCUUUUCACUGGAAAAAUCCAACAUUACGAAAGGCCAAAAUUGAGCGAGAUGAUCAUGGGUAUCAUUGAAAACUUUGAAACGUGUGUGUAUCACAUAACAUUGGAAAAAGUUCAGGAUAGAAUGCUGGAACUUGAUGGAUUUGUUAACAUCGAAAUGAAAACGCCAAUGCCAUCCCGACAAAAGAAUCAUUGUGAAUGCGCAAAACAAAUAUUUUUCAAUUUCCUUUACAUACUUGAAAUGCGCUGUAUUAGUUAUAUUGGAGCUCAGAAUGACUUUUCAAAAAAUCCCCAGCAGAGAAGCCAAACAGGGAUCAGGUUUUAUUCAAUGGAACAAGAAUAUUUAGAAAUGCUUUCUAACCAUUCAGAUGAUAUCGUAAUUAGGACGUUUUCAAUGCUGAAUCCAUUCCUUAUUUCAUUAAAUGAAUCUGUAAAACUGGCAGCUAAAAUAGACAAUCAUGAGAGAAUAGCGGCAAAUGAUAUCUUUGAAAGAUUUGUCAUCCCGAACGACAGGGCACCUAUUUCAAGCCUUUUGAAAUGUGCAUCAAUUUGCAUUUCUUGCCGCCAUUUUGAAAAAGCAACAGACAUUCUGAACUACGUUGAAGGCUUAAUCAAACCUUAUGUUGUUCAGUUUUCUGGCUGCUAUCAAAGAGAAAAUCCGAAAUUCAAUGAUGAAUUCCACUCACGUCUGUUGGAAAAUAUCGAAAAUGACGAGCAUCUUCUGAGGUCAUCAGUUGCAAUAAGUGUCAAGUUUAGUCGCCUUGAAACUCCUUGCGUUCCAAAGCAUCUGGUUUUUGAAAUGUACAGAACGUUCAGAGAAGUGGACAAGAGAUACAGACAUCCUCAUAGCGAUGUCUGGAUGGAUGCGGCCGUUAUCGACGCCAUACCAUUUAUGUACUAUUUGCAGUAUCUGGCGUACAAAAGGCUUAAUCUUCCUGAACUUGCAGAAGACGCACUUACAGCACUAUUUAACUACGUGCAAGGUACAGAAGAUGAUUUCAGAAUAGGCCAUACAGAGACAUCUUGGAGUUUAUUAGGCCAUUGUUUUGAAAUGGAGGGCGAUCUGAAGCGUGCUUGGAAAUUGUAUAGAAACUCGAUUCAUCUUUUUCCAUUCAACAAUGCUGCAAAUUGGCAUAUCCUGAGACUGCUUAAUGAUCACAUCAAUGGAGUUUUUGUUGACCAUUGAAAAAAUGACAAAUGAACCGUUCAUUCACCAGUUACAGCUUCGAAAUAGUGCUGGUAUACUUGAUAAUCAGCUGCUUUUCUAUCAUCGAAAACAUUGUUGAUAAUCAUUAGAAAGAUUUAAUUGAUUUUAGUAAAAGUUACAUAUCCGUAAAUAGCAUACAACUCCGUAAAAAUGUUCCAAUGUAUAGCAGUCGAGCACUGUCAAUCGUAUAAUCUUUUUAAUAGCUGAAUAAAUAACUUACA
This is a messenger RNA of Mya arenaria, 2521 nucleotides long. RefSeq lists its product as uncharacterized. Bases 105 to 2279 code for a protein of 724 amino acids. Gene Ontology annotation, molecular function: protein binding. The transcript is spliced from 2 exons. The record is from RefSeq and is a predicted model, not a curated record. NCBI's taxonomy places the organism in Eukaryota, Metazoa, Mollusca, Bivalvia, Myida, Myidae.